AUGUCGAUCGAUCGGAAGAUGACGGCAGGCACGACCCAGCAACUUCGACUCAACCUGAGCUUUCCCUUGCAGUCACUCAAGCAGCCCAAGACGCUACAUAUCAGGAAAACAUGUCUUCCCGAUCGCGGGGCGCACUGUCAGCCCACUCGGAGCUUGGCCAGUCGCAAUUACUCAGUCGCCGGGAUUUAUCCAAGCACGCCAUCCCUCAGCCUAGAACGUGAUUCUGCCGCGGAUGGUCGUCUAGCCAAUCAGUCUGAGCCGCGAUGUAGUGAAGAGUCUGAUCUGGCGCAUGAUAAAGUCGAGAAUUGGAAUUCGAGAGCACAUGCCCAUCUUCCUUUCCGGCCGGAUUUCACAUUGUUCGAGCCACUAGAACCCGCCGAUGACCCGUCUCAAGCAAACGCCAACGAUCACACCGUCCUUCAUCUCAAAUCUCGGGUCGAUACAAGUCUUGCUGAACGGCUAGUGUACUUGAUUCGAGACGAUCCUGAUGCGGCCGAGCAACUGAGAACUGAAAUCAUUAAAAGUGGCAUCAAUCUAUCCAGCAAUCUCAAAAUCACGUCUCACUGCUUUGACUUACUCUUUCAGGCGCAGGAUAUUGCAUCUUAUCUUGAAUGGCUUCCUCUCGUAGCUUCCUCUCAUCUUCAACAGACCAGCUCGCUGGAUAUACGACCACCUAUCUCGAUAUCUGAAGUGCAUCUGAAUUACAUUUUGAAGUCAUCCCCGAAUGAGCUCUCAUCGAUCUUGAAAUUCCUCGAAAUCCUGGUCGCCAAAGAGUGCUAUUCGAGGCACAUCGCUUUCACAGUGAUCAGACACCUUGUCCGAACCCAGACGCCUGCGACGACGAUCUCAGCAACUGAAAAGAUUUGCUCAAUCAUCAAAUCUUCUGACGAAUUGAUCAAGUCAUCUUACGAUUUUCUUGUAGUUCAGUUGGCCAACCAAGGACAUCUUUCGGAAGCACUCGAGAUCUUGUACACGCCUCAUCAGCAGUCCGACUCACGAGAAGGAUCCGGUUCGACUAACGCAUACCCGUUGACAUACCAAGCCUUGGCCGAUCAAAUGGUAUCUAGAAUCAAGGAUAAAUCUCAUCAAACAAGCCAGAAUUGGUCUGGCGAGCUGGAUCGAUUGAUUUCUCGCUGGCGGGAGGUACAUAAACCUAGUCUGAAUGCCUGGCUAGCCAAGAAAUCACAGACUCACAACUCACUCAAUCUCCAACCACUAACAAAACAAAUCUCCAAAAAAUACGUCAAAGUUUUCCAGAAUGCGAUCGGUGUUAAGCCUGAAAUCUGCCAUCAGAUCUCCUUGGAGAAACUGGAUCAUUUUACAAGCUAUUUCCGAUCUCUCUUCGAUCAAAACAAUCAUCCAAAGUUCGUCAAAGCAGCUCAACUGGCCAACGAAAUUCAUCAAUUCUUACCCCUGCGGAACUCGUUUCAAGAUAUUCUAGAAACGUUGCAGCCACAUCAAGUCGCUCAACAUGAAGGAACCGAGGAGCAGAUUCUGAAAUCAUUUGUUUUGAAUCCCCCAGUUCGACUAGGCGACAAGCCAGGGCAACCAAAAAUCUCAGCCGCACUGCUAUGUCCCAAGUUCGCCUUUGAAGCCCGCUCUGACAUCGUCUUCCUCUGGGCCCACAGUUGGAUGAUCUUUUACCAUCGAUCUGGACAGCCACGAAGAGCGAUCCAAAUAUUUCUAGAUUAUUUCAUUCCCGUAGGCUGUGAUGUGAAGCUACUCGACCAGAUCCGGUGGGGCCCGAAUGGGGACGGGAGUCCGUCGAGGACCCGAUCGAAUGAGUUCAGGUCGUCCACCGAUCCGACCAGACACCAAACCUACCACAAACUAAUCCAUCCUACCGUCGGCGUUCUGACGGUUCUAUACGACUCACUCCUCUCCAUCUGUCCUCCUAAAUUGAUCCCCAUAGUCUUCCACUCCUUUCUCACCCAACAUUUCCAUCAGCCGUCCGCCCCAUCGUCGGCCACCCAUCCGAAACUGAAUAAGCGUCUCGAGCCCAACCUCGGCUCCUUCCGGCCGUUUGUGCGAGCCUGCUUGAAAGCCAAAGACGUGGAUGGAGCCUUGAACGUCCUGGAAUCUAUGCACACACAUCUGGGCCAACUGGCGGAUGUCAAGACGGGUCGGAUCCAGGACGAAGGCGGAUGGAUCGAUCUGCUCGAAUGGUGCGCCAUCCAUUCCGCGGGCCCGAAACCGAAAGCAUUCGAUCCGAGCUACCAAUGGGGCGACCAACGCAAACGGAAGAUCAACGGCUGGGACGGGAAGAUGAAGGAAGAAUUGGUCUAUGCAGUCUUGCAAAAGUUCUUCUUCUUGAAGGCCCAUUCCAUGCCCCAGCCUCCCGUCCAUUCCGACCCCCCUCGACGCGUCUUUCUCGAACAAUCUCCGUCGGGCCGUGCUCUUUCACACCCUAAUCCUUCUAACAUCCGUCAUUCUAUCCAAGGUUCAAGGAUUUUUACGGGCAAGAAGAACGCUCUCAUCCAAUCAAAAUUAACGUUUCUUGAUCAUUCAUCACCAGCAUCAUCUACUCUGAUCUCUGCUCAAUUCCCUAGUCUAAAAUUAAUCUCUAAACUCAAAUUCGCUUUUUUUCUAGCUAAGAACUCUAACGGUUCCAAGAUGACUAAUCAAUUGUUACUGGCUUAUAAGUAA
This is a messenger RNA of Puccinia triticina, 2646 nucleotides long. RefSeq lists its product as uncharacterized. The record is from RefSeq and is a predicted model, not a curated record. The transcript has a single exon. Bases 1 to 2646 code for a protein of 881 amino acids. NCBI's taxonomy places the organism in Eukaryota, Fungi, Basidiomycota, Pucciniomycetes, Pucciniales, Pucciniaceae.